AUGCUCCUGAAAUGGCUCAUGGAGGAGCUGUGUGAAGAUGGACAAGGAACAACGUGCGAGUUGUGUCCUCCAGGGUGGCAGCUACACAGGGGGAGAUGUUACUACUUCUCUGAGGAAGCUGUAAGCUGGGGUGACAGCCAGAGGAACUGUCUGGCCAGGAAAUCUCAGCUUCUUGUCAUUGAAGAUGAAAUUGAGAUGGAAUUUAUAGACAAUAAAGAGAAAGAUACCAAAUAUAUCUGGAUUGGGUAUGAGAGUCAAGAAAGGAAGAAACAAUGGAGUUCAGCUGAAGAUCCUGGAGUAAAAGAAAACAGGUGA
Merops nubicus (carmine bee-eater) is the source of this 315-nucleotide messenger RNA. Its product is annotated as killer cell lectin-like receptor subfamily F member 1. The transcript has 3 exons. NCBI's taxonomy places the organism in Eukaryota, Metazoa, Chordata, Aves, Coraciiformes, Meropidae. The coding region runs from base 1 to 315 and encodes 104 amino acids. The record is from RefSeq and is a predicted model, not a curated record.